AUAUAAAAACCGUUAGCCUACGUACGAAAAUAUAAACGCGAAAAACAGGGAAUAGAAAAUUCUAAAAUCUGGAUAAGCGUUAGAUACUGAAGAUGUUGACUACAGUGUGCGUAGCAGUGAUAGUUUGUGUUGGAGUUUCAGUUGCGCUUCCAACAACGGAGGCACCUGUGAUGCCGUGCAUUUGCACAAUGGAGUACAUGCCUGUUUGUGGUGUGGACGGGAAAACUUACGGCAAUAAAUGCGCAUUGAAUUGUGCCGGUGUGGAGCAAGCCCACGCUGGUGAAUGCAGACCUCUGUGCGCAUGUCCACGCAUCUACAAGCCCGUUUGUGGACAGGAUGGAAAAACUUAUCCAAACCAGUGCGAACUAAACUGCGCUGGUGUAGCACUGUUUGAGGAGGGACCAUGCAUUGCAACUACCCCUCAGUUCGAUUUUGCACCUGAAGCUCCAUGUAUUUGCACAUUUAUCUAUCUACCGGUGUGCGGUGACGGCGGUGUGACGUAUGGUAAUGACUGUACCAGGAAAUGCGCCGGCGCUGGCCUGUUGCACGACGGUGCAUGUGAUGGAACAGAAACAAUAGCACUUACCAAACCCCCAGCGAAAUAGGAAUUGUUGGUGCAAUGGAUUCAACGAAAUAGUGAAAACUAUUAAUAUUUGGAAUUCUAUAUUUCAUUACAAUCAUAAAAUAAAAUGACUUAGUUAACUAUCCAGAACUUGAUGCGUAUUACGUUCCGUUGACUGUCUGAACAUUUUAAAGAAUCAAAUACAAAUGAAAUAAAGGAGGAAUUACAAUAAAUUAGUUUUCAUAGUGUGAACUUAACAGGAUUUCAAAUAUUAAGAGUUGGCCUCUUUUAGGUUCAAGCAUGUAACGUUAUGUGUAUUUUUAUCACCUUUGUUCACCAUUUGAAUGUAAUACUGCAUUUUUAUAUGCAAAUAUCCAUUUUGUGAUAAAUAAAGAACUUAGAUUUCU
Molecule: messenger RNA, 969 nt
Organism: Mercenaria mercenaria
Lineage: Eukaryota; Metazoa; Mollusca; Bivalvia; Venerida; Veneridae
Product: serine protease inhibitor dipetalogastin-like
Exons: 5
Coding region: 93-605 (170 amino acids)
Molecular function (GO): protein binding
Source: RefSeq, a predicted model, not a curated record